UUCAUUGCUCAAAUUGCCUCCAAGUGUUCUUAGAGCUUCCAAGCUCAACUGGCUCCGGCCGGCGCAAUUUUCAAGGACUGGUGCGUGCUGCACAGUUGACACACAUGGGUCUGGCAGUCGACGCCUUGUUCUUCAUUGCCGCAUUUGCAACACCUGUUGCGGUAUGUAUUGGUAUGUUGGCGGAGGGUAAAGGCAGUGUGGCCACUAAGCUGAGCACAAGCUUCACAUGGCAUCCCAUCCUGAUGACCUUGGCAUUUUCCUGCUUCAUGGUCCUGGGUCGAUGGGCAUAUGUUACAGAUUCCCUUGGUGACAAAGUGAAACAACGCCCAGUCCAUCGUGCCUUUAUGGCGCUGGGCGCUUUGUUUGCCAUGGGAGGUUACGCGGCGAUCUUCGUGGCUCAUGUCCAGAAACCCACCUUCUUCGGCUACAACUUCCACACGCGUAGCUGGGCAGUCCCAACCCGAGUGCUCCACGACUUGUUUGGCUACGGAGUCCUUUUGCUCACAUUGACACAGGCCAGCAUGGGCUUACAGAAGCUGGCGAAACUCAGUGCAGGUGUGAAGGUCUUUACCUUUCAUGGUACCCUCGGGAAGGCCAUCAUGCUCCUGGCAUCUGUACAAAUUGUCAUUGCUUGUAUCAUUUGGCCUUGGGCUACUCCUUUGAAGAUCCUCAUCGGGGUUCUAGCAGUUGGUGCAGCUCUUUUUGGGGCUUUCUACCCGAAUGUCUCCAAAGAAGCUGCUCGGUCGUUGUCACAAGCAUAGCAAAGUGGCUUUGUCGUUUGGAUAGAGCCAGCCAUGUCAAAGACAUUGCGACAAGAUCCGGACAGGAAAAAAAUGGAAAAAAC
Molecule: messenger RNA, 844 nt
Organism: Cladocopium goreaui
Lineage: Eukaryota; Dinophyceae; Suessiales; Symbiodiniaceae
Source: the annotation of a GenBank genome assembly